This is a messenger RNA of Vitis riparia (riverbank grape), 549 nucleotides long. RefSeq lists its product as uncharacterized. Lineage: Eukaryota; Viridiplantae; Streptophyta; Magnoliopsida; Vitales; Vitaceae. The transcript has a single exon. The coding region runs from base 1 to 549 and encodes 182 amino acids. The record is from RefSeq and is a predicted model, not a curated record.
AUGACUGUAAAGCUUCUGAUGGACGCUGCCGAGAAGGAUUUCAAGUCUGAUAGUCUUGAAGAAGCUCUGGUGUUGGCCAAUGUGGCUAACCAGAUAGACCCUAAAUUUGAAGGCAUUAUUGCCCCGUACCUGGCUGCGUACCGCAUCCAUGCAGCGGCCAUGAGAAGGAAGAGCAAUGGCGAGAUAGAUUGGUAUGGUAUUGUAGGAAUAGUGGAUGAUGACCCAGACAUUGAUACGAUACUGAACAGAUACGAGGAACUGGUUGAUCUCCUUCAUCCAGACGGCAAAAACGGUUCUGUGGCAGCCGAAGGCGCACUCAGGCUUGUUUCGGAAGCGUGUUGGAAGCUGCUGCUAUCCCAAUCGUCACUCAGAAAAUCUGGUCAAAAGUCAGCUUCAGAUCAGACAAGGGUACGCCGACAUCCCAGAGGUGUAAGGGGUUCGAAGAAGACGACCGUACUGCCGCCGGCACCAACUGCUUCUUCAGAUUUUCGCAAGAAGAGUGAUGUUAGGGUUAGGGUACGCCAUCCGAGAGGUGUAACUAGCUACUAA